CGUGAGGCAGCGCCCCCGGGCCCGCUCCCCGCUCCGCUCCGCCCCGGCCCGGCCCGGCCCGCCUUCACGUGACGCCGCCCGUUGCAAUUUUAGACCGUCAGCUGACUCGAGAAAUCCCUGGAGAGGGGCCGCCGUGACUACAAAAACAGGGACGGCAGACCGGGAGCGGUGUCGCGGCCUCUCAGCGUCGGGACCCUCCAGCCUCUGACCCCCCCCCCCCGUCACCGCCAUCGCCGCCAUGGGGCCCCGCGGCCUCCUCUUGCUGCUCGCCCUGGCCGGGUCCUGCGCCGCCCUCAUCAGGAUCCCCCUGACCAAGUUCACCUCCAUGCGGCGGGUUCUGAACGAGGUCGGCAGCGAGAUCCCAGAUGUGAACGCCCUCACCCAGGUCCUCAAGUUCAAGAUGGGCUUUGCUGAUGCGGAGCCCACUCCCGAGAUUUUGAAGAACUACAUGGAUGCCCAGUAUUACGGCGAAAUCGGCAUCGGGACGCCCCCUCAGAAUUUCACUGUGAUCUUUGACACUGGCUCCUCCAACCUCUGGGUGCCCUCUGUGCACUGUUCCAUAUUGGACAUCGCCUGCAUGCUGCACCACAAGUACGACUCCUCUAAAUCCAGGACUUACGUGAAGAAUGGCACCGCCUUUUCCAUCCACUAUGGGACAGGGAGCCUUACUGGGUUCCUCAGCGAGGACGUAGUCACGCUUGGUGACUUGAAAAUCAAGCAUCAGGUCUUCGGGGAGGCCGUGAAGCAGCCAGGCAUGACAUUCAUCGCUGCCAAGUUUGACGGCAUCCUGGGCAUGGCGUUCCCAAGGAUCUCUGUGGACCAGGUCACCCCUUUCUUUGAUAACAUCAUGGAACAGAAGCUGAUCGAGAAAAAUAUGUUCUCUUUCUACCUGAACAGAGACCCCAAUGCUCAACCCGGUGGUGAGCUGCUCCUGGGAGGGACUGACCCCAAGUACUACACCGGCGACUUCAGUUGGAUGAAUGUCACGCGCAAGGCUUACUGGCAGAUCCACAUGGACUCGGUGGUGGUUGGCAACGGGACAGCUCUGUGUAAUGGGGGCUGCGAGGCCAUCGUGGACACAGGAACCUCACUCAUCACUGGCCCUAAAGCAGAAGUGAAGGAGAUACAGAAAGCCAUUGGUGCAAAACCACUCAUCAAAGGCGAGUACCUGGUCCCCUGUGAUAGAGUGCCAACGCUGCCUGUCGUCACAAUAGCAAUAGGAGGGAAGCCCUUUGAACUCACAGGAGAGCAGUAUAUCCUUAAGGUUACUUCAGGAGGACAGACCAUAUGCAUGAGUGGCUUUUCAGGCCUGGACAUCCCACCCCCCGGGGGCCCACUCUGGAUCCUGGGAGAUGUGUUCAUUGGUCGCUACUACACUGCCUUUGACCGUGAUAACAACGUUGUUGGCUUUGCCAAAAGUACCUAAACACAUAACCCCCACUGCCUCUGCCACACACACACUUACACACACACACGGGAGCUGUAGAGAAAGGUUACCAGUAUUAGAAACCCAGUGAGUGGAAUGGGAAAAAAAAAAAAAAAAAAGAAAGAGAAAUGGAACUAGGUUUAAAAUUACAUGGAAAAUAGUCAUUAGUGCCCCGCUAGCUACUUUUUCCACUCCAUUGAGUAAGUGGUUCUGAGAGGUCUCUAGCUGACAACUCCAGCUGGAGUAGUCCCUUGCUUUACUGCUAGGUCUUCCAGUAGUUAUUUUUCAGAAUGAUUCUCGGAGCUGAGUGAGGCCCUCUCACCUCUCCCAGCACUGAUGUCUUCCCUGGGUGAGGGACAGCCUGGCUGGAGCCAGCCCCUGGCACCUGUGUUCCUGCAGGGAGGCUGUGCUGCUGCUCUUGGGUUUGGGCUUCUGUGCUGGGGGAGAGGGAUAGGGAAAGCUGUAUGGCACAUUACUUCUUGGUUUUUUUACUCAUGAAGUGGGGGAGUGGACGAUGGGGGAGAAUCCGUCUUUAUGACCCCUCCCUGGCAGGUUGAGGCAGUGACCAGUAGGUCAUUUCUCAAGGGUUUAUGCUGACUUGGUCCUACGAGAGCAUGUCCUGGGCUGGAGCAAUGGGGGAAUCAUGGCAACGUGCCCAAGGGGUGAGUUUCAGAACCCGAGAGCUCUGGUGGUGUGUUUUGUUUAUGGAUGGCACUAGUGAGAGAACUGGCAGGCAUGGUGUCCAUGUGCCUGACCUAAGGGGGCAAGGAUUUGUAGGAGGGCUCUAGCCAGUGGGCAGUAUGAUUAUUAAGAGGGUCAAGAUAGGUUUUAAUAGAGGUUACUUGAAUUCAGGGCCAUGAAGGUCCAGCCUUCUGCUGAGCAAAGUUAUGUGACACAAGUUCUCUCGAGUUCAGUGAACUUCUUCCAGGUUCCCCAAAAACCAAAUCUUCCCAGCUUCAACCACAGCCAGUGAGUUGAGAAUAAUGUUUCCUAAAGCAACUAAGUAAUCUGCAAGCCGAAAUCAUACUGAUAAAAUCCGUACCUGUUUGUCAGUCAUGUAAGAACUUUUGGAAACAUGAUUCACAGCAUUUUUGAACUGUGUAAAACCCAAGAGACAGUUGGCAGAGCCAGCAAGGCUCCUGGGCAGGAGCAUGGUGUGGCAGCUUCUGGACUUGCACUUUCUUUCCCUGCUGCCCUGUCCCAACUGCUUUUAACACUCUUGGUACCUGCUUUCUGCUUUACUAGUGCUGGUGAGUUCUGUUCAUGUCCACCCUGUGUUGCAGAUGGAGUGAGGCACAAUCCUGCUUUGCAGAGGUUGUAGCUGAUUUAGCUGUGCUCGCAGAUCCUCCCAGAGCUGAGACCUGUGCUUAUGGAGCCACUUGCUUCACUGGGCUGGCAGUGGUAGGCAAACACUGGUGGGGCUGGGAGGAUGAUAAAGUGAGUUUUAAGCAGUGCUGGGAAGCAGAAAGGAGCCUGCCGAGAAUCCCAGCCCCUGUGCUAGGAGUAACAGGCUCUCUUAGCUUUCCCAGUGUGCUGGAUCAGGUCCUGAAGUUAGGGAGUGGCAGCAGGUGAGGGGCAAAGCUGAGUGUGGCAACAGGACCAGAUCAGCACCAGCCAUGACCCCAGACAAGGCUAAACAGUAAAAUCCUGGCUACCCAAAAUUCACUGAUAAUCCUGCCAGCAGUACUGGUGGGGCCAAGGAAUUUUCCAAGAAAGGUCUUUGGGCAGUGAGUGAAGAGAUGGUUUUGCCUGGUGAAGUUCAUAUACAUCAUCCCCAGUACUGAAUUCACCGUGAGCAUCAGAGGCAUAGGUGGGGAAGAAGUCCUGAGGUGAGUGGUGGGAGAACAGUUGAGCACAGAGCAUGCAGGUCCCCUGUCCCUGUCUGCUGCAGCUGAUCAGUUUGGCAUUAUAACCACACCUAGCCUUGGAGGCGUCUAGCAUGGAGACUGGGACAGACAUGGGCACACUUAGGACAUUGUCCCCUGCAACCCCAGAUGUGACAAAUGCUGCUCCCAAAGUUGGUUUUUUUUGUGACUGGUCAUAAUCUUCACCUGGAACCCUGCAUCUGAACACCAAAGGACUUCUGUUGCAGACCAACCGGAGAAUAGUAGCAUGUUACCAAAAAAAAAAUCUUCAAUAGGUACUUCAAAAUCAGCAGAUACUCAGCAUCUCUCCAGAGAUCCUCAGUUUCUCACCAGUUAACUGCCCAAAGCUUCUCCAAGUCCUGCUACAUCGUUUCCCAGCUGCGGGAUUUCUUCAGUGCGGUGAGAUGGCCUCUCGGGUGCCCGCUGAUCAGCCCUGAUGCGUGGGGGAAGCUUGACGCGGACCUGGCAGUGGGUUUUGAAUGUCUCCAGCAUCAGACUGAAGCAGGUCGUGCAGCACAGCCCCAGACCCAGCUGGGCCGUGGCUGUGCUGGGCGCGCAGUGCCUUAGGCCGACGGUGUCGUAGCUCUGCGGUGACUCCAGGCUGGGCUGGUGUCGGCAGGCAGGCAGGAGGCUGCUGCCUGGGGAAAGAGCGUGGCCCAGAGCGAUGCCCUGAGUGACAUACUUGAGGAUAGGCUGGAGGACCAGUUGACUGCAGUCUUUCCUGAAUGGGUCUCCUCCCCUUGUUCUUUUAUUUGCAUUUUUAAACCAAACUCUAUAAUCGUGUGACUGGUUUUUUUUUAAAUUAAUUUGCUGUCAGAAUUACUGUCUCUUCAUAGAAAAUUGAAAAUAAAAUACAGUAUUUUCCCCCUUAA
This is a messenger RNA of Myiozetetes cayanensis, 4163 nucleotides long. RefSeq names its product cathepsin D (gene CTSD). The coding region runs from base 239 to 1426 and encodes 395 amino acids. The record is from RefSeq and is a predicted model, not a curated record. Lineage: Eukaryota; Metazoa; Chordata; Aves; Passeriformes; Tyrannidae. Gene Ontology annotation, biological process: proteolysis. Gene Ontology annotation, molecular function: aspartic-type endopeptidase activity. The transcript has 9 exons.